Molecule: messenger RNA, 3561 nt
Organism: Nerophis lumbriciformis (worm pipefish)
Lineage: Eukaryota; Metazoa; Chordata; Actinopteri; Syngnathiformes; Syngnathidae
Source: RefSeq, a predicted model, not a curated record
AUGGCCGGGAUUACCAGGAAAGGAUCUGGAAGACGCUCGUACUACUACAGAUUCCUGGGCAAGUCCCGACUGCAGCGCCAGCGCAGUCGCUCUCGCAGUCGAACCCGGCCGGCUGCGAGCAGGGAGUCGCCUCCAGAGAGGUCCGGGCGCCGACGCAGCAUGCCGGGCAGCCCGCCGGACAAAACCCCGCCCACCAUGGAGGUCACGUCCACCGCCAAUGCCGCAGCGACGCCAUUCCGAGUCACCGGCUUCCUGAGUCGACGGCUCAAGGGCUCCAUCAAGCGCACCAAAAGUCAGCCCAAGCUGGACCGCAACUCCAGCUUCAGACAUAUCCUGCCGGGUUUCAGGAACGUGGACAAUGACAGAUCUCAUCUGAUGCCCAGGCUGAAGGAGUCUCGCUCCCAUGAGUCACUGCUCAGCCCCAGCAGCGCUGUGGAAGCCCUGGACAUAAGCAUGGAGGACGAGGUUAUCAUCAAACCCGUGCACAGUAGCAUCCUCGGUCAGGACUACUGCUUUGAGGUGACGACAUCCUCGGGGAGUAAGUGCUUUUCCUGCCGCUCGUCAGCCGAGAGAGACAAAUGGAUGGAGAACUUGAGGAGAGCCGUUCAGCCAAACAAGGACAACAGCAGGCGGGUGGAGAACAUGCUGCGACUGUGGCUGAUCGAGGCCAAGGACCUACCCGCCAAGAAGAAGUAUUUCUGUGAGCUGUGCCUGGACGAUGCGCUCUACGCUCGUACCACCUGCAAGCUCAAGACGGACAAUGUCUUCUGGGGCGAGCACUUUGAGUUCAACAACCUGCCAGUGGUGCGCUGCAUCACGGCGCACCUCUACAAGGACACGGACAAGAAGAAAAAAAAGGACAAGAACAACUACGUGGGCUUGGUCAGCAUCCCUGUGGCGGCGGUGACCGGGCGGCAGUUUGUGGAGAAGUGGUACCCGGUCAGCACGCCCAACCCUGCUAAGGGGAAAACGCCCGGACCUAUGAUACGCAUUAAGGCGCGCUACCAGAGCAUGAACAUCCUCCCCAUGGAGCUGUACAAGGAGUUUGCCGAGUACACCACCAACAACUACAUGCUGCUUUGCUCCGUGCUCGAACCUGGCAUCAGCGUCAAGAAUAAAGAAGAGAUGGCAUGCGCGCUGGUGCAUAUUCUGCAGAGCACCGGCAAGGCCAAAGACUUCCUGACAGACCUGAUGAUGUCAGAAGUGGAUCGCUGCGGGGAAAACGAGCACCUGAUCUUCCGUGAGAACACGUUGGCGACCAAAGCCAUCGAAGAGUACCUCAAACUGGUGGGCCAGAAGUACCUGCAGGAUGCUCUUGGCGAGUUCAUCAAAGCACUUUACGAGUCUGACGAAAACUGCGAGGUGGACCCGUCUAAGUGCUCUUCGGGGGACCUCCCGGAGCACCAGAGCAACCUGAAAAUGUGCUGUGAGCUAGCUUUCUGCAAGAUCAUCAACUCAUACUGCGUCUUUCCACGAGAGCUCAAAGAGGUUUUUGCAUCGUGGCGGCAGGAGUGCAGCAACCGGGGUCGGCCGGACAUCAGCGAACGGCUAAUCAGCGCCUCGCUCUUCCUGCGCUUUCUAUGCCCGGCCAUCAUGUCGCCAUCGCUUUUCAACCUCAUGCAGGAGUACCCCGACGACCGCACGGCGCGCACUCUUACGCUCAUUGCUAAGGUCACGCAAAACCUGGCCAAUUUUGCAAAAUUUGGAAACAAGGAGGAGUACAUGUCUUUCAUGAACCAGUUCCUGGAGCAUGAGUGGACCAACAUGCAGCGCUUCUUGUUGGAGAUCUCCAACCCGGAAACCAUCUCCAACACGGCAGGCUUCGAGGGCUACAUUGACCUGGGUCGGGAGCUUUCUACACUACACUCUCUCCUGUCCGAGGUGGUUUCCCAGAUGGACCAGGGCGGCAACUCCAAGUUGGGACCACUGCCGCGGAUCCUGCGGGAAGUGAGUGUGGCGCUGAGCAACCCAGCCGGCGUUCAUGCACCAUCCGCGGGGUCGCCGGAGCAGACGGGCAUGUCCCCUGUGGAGGCCGGCUGCAGCAUCUCCUCGGGCCUGCAGAAGAUGGUCAUUGAGAAUGACCUCACUGGAUUGGUUGACUUCACUCGGUUACCCUCCCCAACCCCUGAAAACAAGGACCUAUUUUUUGUAACGAGAAGCUCAGGGAUCCAGCCUUCCCCGGCACGCAGCUCAAGUUACUCCGAGACCAACGAGCCCGAUCUGGCCAUGGCCAACGGCAGCAAGAGUCUGUCCAUGGUGGACCUGCAAGACCCCCGCAUUUUGGAAGGUGGAGGCCCCAGUCCCGGUCCCUCGGACACCAUGGCCGAAGUUCCGGUCUCCGUGGGAGGCUGGUCCGCCAGGGCGCCGCAAUCCAACAUCUCCGGAGGUCCCACCAUGUGGAAACCACCUCAGACCCCGACCACGCCGAAUGCGGAAAGCGCUCCGGGCCGGCCCGCCCAGUUACUUGCCCCACUAUCCUUCCAGAACCCAGUCUACCAGAUGGCCACCUGCCUUCCAGUGUCCCCGCGAGGUCUGAAUGACUCGGGCUCCGAGUGCCACAGCUCGGUCAGCUCCCACAGCAACAAUGAUGACGGCCCGCCCGGCGGGAAGCACCCCUUCCUGAACCACGGCGGCGGAGGGAGCAGUGGCGACGAGUACGCCCGCCGCUCGGGCGAGUUCACCCGUCGGCAGCUAUCCCUCAACGAGGCGCAGCACCAGCCGGCCGUACCCCGGCAGAACAGCGCCGGCCCCCAGCGACGGAUAGACCAGCCUCCCCCGCCUCAGAGCGUGACGCGGGGCCGCACGCCGCCCAAUCUGCUCAACAGCGGGGCCUACCCCCGUCCCGGCUCAGGCGGCGGCAUGAUGACCUCGUCCCCAGACUGGCCCAUGAGCGGCGCCCGUUUGCGGCAACAGUCGUCCUCGUCCAAGGGAGACAGCCCAGAGACAAAGCAGAGGGCGCAGCACAAACAGGCCCCCUCCCCCGUGAACCCCAGUGCGCUGGACCGCACGGCAGCUUGGCUUAUGAAUAUGAAUGUGCAGUAUUUAGACCAUGAGGCCAUGGAGCACGACUCACUGAGGCACAGAGAGGAUCUGACGCAGGUGCAGAAGCAGGAGAUCGCGCUGCUGCAGGAGAAACUGCGUGCCUCGGUGCAGAAGCUUGAGGAGUAUGAAGCCCGUCUCAAGGGCCAGGACGAGCAGGCCCAGAAGGUCCUGAUGGAGUAUCAAGCCCGGCUGGAGGAGUCGGAGGAGCGCCUGCGCCGGCAGCAGGACGACAAGGACCUACAGAUGAAGGGCAUUAUCAGCAGGUUGAUGUCGGUGGAGGAGGAGUUGAAGAAAGAUCACUCGGACAUGCAGGCGGUGGUGGAUUCCAAGCAGAAGAUUAUUGAAGCGCAGGAGAAGCGCAUCGCGUCCUUGGACGCCGCCAACUCUCGCCUCAUGAGUGCCCUGACGCAGCUAAAGGAGCGCUACAGUACGCAGUCGCGCAACGGUAUCUCGCCGACCAAUCCCUCCAAGCUUCAGAUCACAGAGAACGGAGAGUUCCGCAACAGCAGCAACUGUUAA